Messenger RNA from Dicentrarchus labrax (European seabass), 19752 nucleotides. RefSeq names its product obscurin, cytoskeletal calmodulin and titin-interacting RhoGEF a (gene obscna). The coding region runs from base 306 to 19172 and encodes 6288 amino acids. Lineage: Eukaryota; Metazoa; Chordata; Actinopteri; Moronidae. Gene Ontology annotation, molecular function: protein binding; guanyl-nucleotide exchange factor activity; ATP binding. The transcript is spliced from 81 exons. The record is from RefSeq and is a predicted model, not a curated record. Gene Ontology annotation, biological process: protein phosphorylation.
GUCUGGGACGCAGCUUGUAAACCUGGGCAUGGUCUCCUUUGGCUAAACGUUUGUUGUUAAUCUUAAAGGCUUUGUGAGAAACAGUACAAGACUCAGACAGAUCUGUUGCCAUGUUGGAUCUUUUAUCAAGCUGUUUUUUCAGGUAAAAGUGUUUUGUUUUUUGCCAUUGGUGCAACAGGAGGGCAUGCAAGGAUGUAUUCUUUCUAAAGAAAACACCUGUCUAUGUUGAAGUUGUAGGCCUUCUGUGAUAACUGUGGUAAAAAGAUUCAAGAUUCCCCAAUCACACUCAGAGAAGAGCAGGAGGCAUGGGAGACAAUAAACCUGGAGGAAUAGUAGCUGCUGCAAAGAACCGUCUGCAAGUGGUGAAGGGCUUGGAGGAUGUGGAGGUGUCUGAGUGUGAGAGCUGCUCCUUCGAGGUGACCCUGAACCUGGCCUAUAUUGAGGGUGUGUGGACCAGAGAUGGGAUGCAGCUUAAGUCCAAGCCCAACUGUCGCAUCAGCACACAUGGGAAGAAACACUCCCUCAUACUGAACCGGGUGGCUUUGGCAGAUGCAGGCCUGUUCUCUUUUCAGGCCAACGGUGUUCAGACCUCAGGCAGACUCAGCGUCACGGCUAGGGACAUCCAGAUAGUGAAGGAGCUGGAGGAUGUUGACACGAUUGAGCGUCAACACGUGAACUUCCUGUGUGAGGUCAACCAGGUUGAUGUGGAUGGUCGGUGGUACAGAGAUGACUGCCGAAUUCGACCUGGGGACAACAUCAAGAUCAGACAUCAGGGUAAAACUCACACCCUGUUCUUCAAGUCAGUCAGGCCAGAACAUGCUGGAGAGAUCAGAUUCACUGCAGAGCGUGUCUCAUCAUAUGCAACUCUCACAGUAAAAGAGCUCCCAGUCCAAAUAGUGCGUCCUCUGAGGGUCAAGAUAGCCAUGUAUCACCACCGGGGUCUGCUGGAGUGCCAUGUAUCACGACCUAAUGCUCAGGUCAGGUGGUACAAGAACAGGAAGGAGCUCCUGCCCAGUAAGAAGUACCAACUAAUCAGCCAAGAUAUCUACAGGCAGCUGACCAUCGAUGACGUCUGCUCUUCAGAUGAGGACACCUACACUUGUGAUGCAGGAGAUGACAAAACCUCUUGUCAGCUUCUGGUGGAGGAGCAGGCUAUCAGCAUAGUGCGGGGGCUGCGCUCAGUGGAGGUGAUGGAGCCAGAGCCAGCACUGUUCCAAGUGGAGACCAGCCUGAAAUCAGGGAGGCCACCCCGGUGGACCCUGAACGGUGAAGUGCUGGAGCCCAGCACAGUAGUGAACAUUGACAGAGAGGGCACCCUCCACAGCCUCUGUCUCACCUCCACAGAAAGCUCCAUGUCUGGCCCUGUUCUCUUUGUAGCUGGCAAGAGUCGUUCCACUGCUCAGCUCACUGUCAAAGAGCGACCCCUUCAGGUUGCCGACCAAUUGGAUGAUGUAGAGGUGAAAGAGAACAGCUCUGUGACUCUGAGCUGUAAGUUUGCCCCCUCUCCCAGGGUGGUGCGGUGGUUUAAAGGUCGUACGGCUCUGAAAACCUCAAACAAGUACAGCAUGAGGAGAGAAGGGAAACGAGCAGAGCUGACUAUUCAUGGCACGACAGCGAUGGAUGCAGGACAGUACCGCUGCAUGGCUGGAGGUUCACAGAGCUCAGCACAUGUUAGGGUAGAAGUGCGAACACUGAAGUUGGUUAAACACCUUGAGCCAGUGGAAAUUGAGGAGGAUGGCAUUGCCACAUUCUCAUGUGAGCUCAACUAUGUGGUUGCCAACAUGGAGUGGCUCCUCAACAAUGUUCGCCUCUAUUCCAACGCCAUCAACAGGAUCCAGCACAUGGGCACUAUGCACAGCCUCACAAUCAAGAAGCUGCGGCCACAGGAGAGCAGGGUCACCUUCAAAGCAGGCCUUCUCUCUGAGACAACCACCUUAAAGGUCAAAGAGCGCCCAGCAGUGUUCCUGAGGUCACUGGAGGAUGUAGUUGGAGAAGAGCAAGGGGAAGUCUGUCUGCAGUGUGAAAUUUCCAAAGAGUCAGUGACCCCUGUUUGGAAAAAGGAUGGCAUUGUUCUGACCGCAGAUGAUAAACACGAGUUACUGCAGUUUGGGAAGUCCAUGGCACUGAUUAUCCGUUCCCUGAGCAAGGAUGAUGCUGGACAGUACAUCUGUGACCUGGGCACCAGCCAGACCAAGGCUAAAGUUACUGUACAUGACUUACACAUCACUAUUGUUCAGCGUAUGAAGACAACAUCUGUCCUGGAAGGCGAAAGCUGCACUUUUGACUGCGAGCUCUCUCAUGAUCUUGAUGAUGAGCCUUCAUGGACCAUCAAUGGCCAGGUGGUGGUCACCAAUAGCCGUAUCCAGGUUAUCAACAAUGGCCGCAAGUAUAAGUUGACCAUUAGAGAUGCUAUGCUGACCGACGCUGGAGACGUGGUGUUCACAGUUAAAGACCUGAGCUGUAGGACCAUGCUCUUUGUUAAAGAAAAGCCAGUGCACAUCUUCAGGGACCUGUUGAAUGUCAAAGCGGUGCCGGGUGAGGAUGCAGAGUUGAGCUGUGAGAUUACCAAACCAGACGUCACCAUACAUUGGCUGAAAAAUGGCCAUUUGAUCAGGCAGAGCCCUAAGUAUGAGAUGAGUGUGGAGAAGAACCUGGCACGAUUGGUUAUCAAGAAUACCACCAUCAGAGACUCUGGAGAUUACUGCUGUGAGGCCGAAGGCGUCGCCUCGCGUGCAAAGCUGGAGAUCAGAGAACUCCAGCACACAUUUGCGAGGGAGUUAAGGGACACACGAGCUGAGGAAAAAGGUAAAGUGACCCUGGAGUGUGAGACCAGGCGGCCAGCCAAGCGAGUGACCUGGCUGAAGGGCAUGGUGGAGCUGAGGUGCGGUAGGAAGUAUGUCAUCAGGCAGAAGGGCGUGGUGCUGUCCCUGACCAUCACCUGUCUGGAGAAGUCGGACACAGAUAUUUACAUAUGUGAUGUUGGUACCAUGCAGAGCCGGGCACAGCUGACUGUGCAGGGUCAGAAGGUGUUGAUCCUGGAUGAAUUGGAAGAUGUUGAGUGUCUCGAGGGCGACACUGUCACAUUCAGGUGUCGAAUUUGUCCCAGUGACUACAUCGGAGUCAAGUGGUAUCUGGACGAGACCCUGCUGUACACCAAUCAGCUCAAUGAGAUCCAGAUGGUGCCUGGAGGCUACCACACGCUCACAUUUAGACAGCUCGCCCGCAAAGACACUGGCACUAUCUCGUUUUCAGCAGGGGACAAACGAUCGUAUGCCUCACUGUUGGUCAGAGAGAGGCGUCCCACCAUCAUUAAAGCACUGGAAGACUGUGAGGCUAUUGAAGGUGGUGGUUUGGUUUUGUCUUGUGUGACCUCAAAGCCAUGUCACAUCCUGUGGUACAAAGAUGGCUGCCUCAUGUGGAACUCCUCAAGGUAUUUUGCCAGUCGUUCCGGCUGUGAGGCUCGGCUGACGAUUCGGGAGGUCUGCAAUAAUGAUGCAGGAGUGUAUGAGUGCAGUGCUGGAUCUGUUACAACUAGAGCCGCGGUAACUGUCAAAGCCAUCCCAGCCGAGUUCACCCACCCUCUAAAGACUGUCGAGGCCAAAGAGGGGGAGACUGUGACCCUGACCUGUGAGUACUCUCUGCCUGGGGUCCAGUUCCACUGGAGGAAAGGUUUUGAGUGUAUCAGGCCUGGAGACAAGUACGUGAUGAAACAGAGGAAGACAAUCAAUUCCCUAACCAUCAAAGCCAUAAAGCCUGAGGACUCAGGAGAAUAUACCUGUCAGUGCAGAGAUCACCACACUACAGCAAGCCUCAAAGUGCAUGCUAUUCCCAUUACAUUUACACAGCACUUAAAGAACAUGCAAGCAGAGGAGGGAAGUAAUGUCAUGUUGCGCUGUGAGCUGUCUAAACCUGGAUUUCCAGUAGAAUGGAGGAAGGGACAUGAGCUGUUGAAAAACGGGGUUAAGUUCCAGAUAAGGAAAAGGGAAACCACCCUGGAGCUCCUGAUAUGGAAGCCAGUGCCUGAAGACAGUGGGGUCUACAGCUGUGUGUGUGCUGAUCAGAUGACAUCUGCCACUGUCAAAAUCACUGCUCUCCCAGUCACCUUCAAGCAGAAGCUGAGGAACGUGCUGAUUGAGGAGGGCAACACUGCGACUUUACGCUGUGAGCUCUCGAAACCUGGUCACAGUGUGGAAUGGAGGAAGAGGGGAAAUGAACUCAUCAGCAAUGGAGAGAAAUAUCACAUGCGGCAGAGAGACAUGCUGAUUGAACUGAAGAUCUUUGAUGUAACACCUGAGGACAGCGAUAUCUACACAUGCAUCUGUAGAAACAUAGAGACCACUGCAACUCUGACUGUUAAUGCUCUUCCUGUCACCUUCAAGCAAAAGCUGAAGAACCUCCAAGUGGAGGAAGGACAUAACAUAACGCUGUACUGUGAGAUCUCUAAACCUGGUGUCCCAGUGGAGUGGAGGCUUGGAGGAGAUCUGUUGGAGAACGGAGACAAGUACCAGAUUAAGCAGAGAGAAUCGGCCCUGGAGUUAAUCAUCAGAGAUGCUGAUCCAGAGGACAGCGGGGUCUACACCUGUGUGUGUAGAGAGCAGAGGACAAAGGCCACUGUAAAAGUUAUCGCUGUUCCUGCCACAUUUAAAGUGAGCCUGAAGAGCCAGGAGGCUGAAGAAGGGAACAGUGUGACAUUACGCUGUGAGCUGUCAAAGAAGGGAGUCCCGGUGCAGUGGCAGAGAGGUGCUCAGGUGCUGUCUGAGGAGAUAUUUCGAGGAAAGUAUCAGAUGAAGCUAGAAGGAAAGACGGCUCAGAUGACCAUUCUCAAUGUCCAACCAGAGGAUGCAGGGAAGUACAGCUGCAUCACAGGAGAUGAGAAAACCACAGCUGAAGUCAAAGUGAAACCACUUCCUGUGACAUUCAAACGAGAGAUCCAGGGCCUGGUCGUGAAAGAAGGGGACAGUGGAGUUUUCUGCUGUGAGCUCUCCAAACCUGGAACUCCAGUGGAGUGGAAGAAAGGCAGAGUGAUCCUGAAGCCUGGAGAGAAAUAUGAGAUGAAGCAGGAGGGACGUCUCACUAAACUGGUCAUCAACAACGUAGAGGAGAGCGAUGCUGGGAAAUACACCUGCAAGACUAAAGACAGCCAAUCAACUGCUGAACUCACUGUCCGAGGUUUACCACCAAGUUUUAAGCUGCCACUGGUCAACCAGGAGGUGACGGAGAGCAACAGUGUGGUUCUGCGCUGUGAGCUGAACAAACCUGCCCCGUCGGUGGAGUGGAGGAGAGAAGGAGAGCUGUUGAAAAAUGGAGACAAAUACCAGAUGAGGAAGAAGGACCUGCAAGUGGAGAUGAAGAUUGCAGACCUCAGUCUGGACGACACUGGAGAUUAUACCUGUAUGUGUGGAGAACAGAAGACAACAGCUACAGUCAUUGUGAAUGAACGGCCCAUCAAAUUCCUUCAAGAACUGAAGAAUAUUCAAGUGCAGGAGGGCAACGGAGUGACACUCUGCUGCGAGCUCUCCAAACCUGGCACUCCAGUGCAGUGGAAGAAGGGAGACGACGUGUUGACCAGCGGAGAGAAAUACCAGAUGAAGCAGAACGGCUCCACACUGGAGCUCCUCAUCAGGAAAAGCCAGCCCGAAGACAGUGGCACAUACAGCUGUGUUUGUGAUGACAUAAAAACUACUGCCACCAUCAUCAUCACUGCGAUCCCGGUAACUUUCAAGCAAAAGUUGAAGAACCAGGAAGCUGUGGAGGAAGGCAGCGUGACACUGCGCUGUGAGCUUUCUAAACCAGGAGUCUCAGUGGAGUGGAGGAAAGACGCUCAACUUCUGAAGGAGGGCGAAAAAUACCAGAUGAAGCAAGAAGGCAGGGUGACUGAGAUGCUGAUCAGACAUUUGACUCUCACAGAUACUGGGGAGUACAGCUGUUUUGUUGGCACUGUUGUGACUUCAGCUGACAUUAAAGUAAGAGCAAUUCCUGUGACAUUUAAACAAGAGGUGGCGAAUUUGGAGGUAAAGGAAGGGGACAGUGGCAUUUUCUGCUGUGAGCUCUCCAAACCUGGAGCUCCAGUGGACUGGAGGAAAGGCAGAGUGAUCCUCAAACCUGGAUACAAAUAUGAGAUGAAACAGGAGGGAUGUUUCACUAAACUGAUCAUCAACAACAUAGAGGAGAGCGAUGCUGGGAAAUACACCUGCAAGACUGACGAUAGCCAAUCAACUGCUGAGCUAAUUGUCAAAGCUCCUCCAAUCACAUUCAAGACAAAGUUAAAGAACCAGCAGGUGGAGGAGGAGAACAGUGUGACGUUGAGGUGUGAGCUGUCUAAACCCGGCCUUGCUGUGGAGUGGAGGAAAGGACAAGAGCUGCUGAAGAAUAAUUUCAAGUACCAGAUUAAAAAUCGAAACAGCAUCAUGGAGCUGACCAUCAAAAACACACAGCUGGAGGACAGUGGUCUUUACAGCUGUAUAUAUGGUGACGUCAAGACCACAGCCAACAUCACCAUUACACCUAUCCCCCUCUCCUUUAAAAUGGGUCUGAAGAACCAGGAGGCCCCUGAAGGAGGAAACGUGAGCCUUCGCUGUGAACUGUCCAGGGCCGGAGUGCCUGUGCAGUGGUGGAAGGCUGAGGAUCAGCUCUAUCAUGGGGGAAGAUAUCAGAUGACCCUGAGAGGGAAGAUAGCUGAGAUGCACAUCAAAAACAUCCAGCCCGAGGACGUCGGGGAGUACAGCUGCAUCUUAGGGGAACAGAAGACAACAGCCGAAGUGAACGUGAGAGCUGCAGCAUCUGUGUUCUUUGAGAAGGAACUGGAAAGCCAAGCAGUGAUGGAGGGGAAAUCUGUGCUGCUGUCUUGUGAAGUUUCCAGUGCUAAUGUCCCUGUGACUUGGAAGAAGGACAACAUUGUGGUGGAGGAAGGAGGGCGAUACAUUUUAAAGAAGAAAGGCCCCACACACACGCUGGAGAUUAAGAAACUGUAUCUGGAGGAUGCUGGAGAGUACUCCUGUAUCUCCAGAGGCAAGAAGACCACUGCCAAGCUGAUCGUGAGGGCUUCCUCUUCCUCCACAGAGCGUGUGCGGAUCGUUACAGAGCUGCAAGGCAUAACGGUGACAGCGGGUGAGGACGCAGAGUUUGUGUGUGAGUUAAGCCAUGCAGACGUGAGUGAAGGGGUCUGGUGGCUUGGCUCCAGCCCUCUGCAGAAGAACGAGAUGAACCAGAUGAUGUGCCAGGGUCGACUGCACCGACUGGUCCUCACCAUGACAACACCUGAGGAGACGGGAACCGUGGCAUUUGUGAUCGGGGAGGAGAGGACCUCUGCACGUCUGCUAGUUGUUCCUAAGCCCAAAGUUUUAUUUGAAGAGAAGCCUAAAGAUGUUGUGAUCAUGGAAGGAGAGACAGCAACUUUGUCCUGCAUGACCUCGGAUUUUACCUCUCCGGUUACCUGGAGGCGCAACCACAUCCCGCUCCGAAAUGGUGAUAAAUAUGAGAUACAUAAGGAAGGAAAAGUCAACCUGUUGCUUAUCCAUGAUGUGGAUCCCCUGGACACUGGCAUAUACUCGUGUGAUACAGGGGAUGUGCAGAGCAGUGCCAAACUUACUGUAACAGAGCUUCCUCCAUUCUUCCAAGAAGAAUUGCAGAGUGUGGAAGUUGAGGAGGGAGGUUCAGCCUCGCUUUACUGUGAGCUGUCUAAACUCGGAGUGCCGAUUCAAUGGAAGAAGAACCGACUGCCACUAAGAGCCAGCAGAAAGUACGAGAUGAGGCAAGAUGGUUGCUUCCUCCAGCUUCACAUCAAGGAGCUCAAGCUUGAGGACAGUGGCAGCUACUCAUGUCAAGCAGGAAGUGCAGAGACCACUGCAGCUGUGUCAGUGAAAGAGCUUCCUCCAUUCUUCAAGAAAGAAUUAAGAAGUGUGGAGGCUGAGGAGGGAGGUGGAGCCUCUCUGUACUGUGAGCUGUCUCAACCUGGGGUAUCAGUGCAAUGGAAGAAGAACAGGCUGCCAUUGAGAGCCAGCAGGAAGUACGAGAUGAAACAAGAUGGCUGCCUCCUUCAGCUGCACAUCAAGGACCUCAAACCUGAGGACAGUGGAAGCUACACAUGUCAAGCAGGAAGUGCAGAGACCACUGCAGUCGUGUCAGUGAAAGAACUCCCGGCAUUUUUCAAAGAAGAAUUGCAGAGCGUGAAGGCUGAGGAGGGAGGUUCAGCUUCUCUGUACUGUGAAUUGUCUAAGUCGGGAGUGUCAGUGCAAUGGAGGAAGAACAAGUUGCCACUGAGAGCAAACAGGAAGUAUGAGAUGAAACAAGAUGGCUGCCUCCUCCAGCUGCACAUCAAGGACCUCAAACCUGAGGACAGUGGCAGCUACACAUGUCAAGCAGGAAGUGCAGAGACCACUGCAACUGUGUCAGUGAAAGAGCUCCCACCAUUUUUCAAAGACGAACUACAGAAUGUGAAAGCCGAGGAAGGGGCUACAGCCUCCCUGUGCUGUGAACUGUCUAAGCCUGGAGUGUCUGUACAAUGGAGGAAGAACAAACUGCCACUGAGAGCUAACAGAAAGUAUGAAAUGAAGCAGGAUGGGUGCCUCAUCCAGCUCCACAUCAAGGAUCUCAAACCUGAGGACAGUGGCACCUACACAUGUCAAGCUGGAAAUGCAGAGACCACUGCAACUGUGUCUGUAAAAGAGCUCCCUCCAUUCUUCAAGAAAGAGUUAGUAAGUGUGGAGGCUGAGGAGGGAGCUACAGCCUCUCUGUACUGUGAGCUGUCUAAGCCUGGAGUGUCAGUGCAAUGGAAGAAGAACAAGCUGCCACUGAGAGCCAGCAGAAAGUAUGAGAUGAAACAAGAUGGCUGCCUCAUCCAGCUCCACAUCAAGGAUCUCAAACCUGAAGACAGUGGAAGCUACACAUGUCAAGCAGAAAGUGCAGAGACCACUGCAGCUGUGACAGUGAAAGAGCUUGCACUAUUCUUCAACAAAGAAUUACAAAGUGUGAAGGCUCAGGAGGGAGCUACAGCCUCCCUUUACUGUGAGCUGUCUAAGCCUGGAGUGUCUGUACAAUGGAGGAAGAACAAGCUGCCACUGAGAGCUAACAGGAAGUAUGAGAUGAAGCAGGAUGGCUGCCUCCUUCAGCUCCACAUCAAGGAUCUCAAACCUGAGGACAAUGGCAGCUACACAUGUCAAGCAGGAAGUGCAGAGACCACUGCAGCUGUGUCAGUGGAAGAGCUCCCACCAUUCUUCAAGGAAGACUUGCGAAGUGUGGAGGUUGAGGAAGGAGCAACAGCCUCCCUGUGCUGUGAGCUGUCUAAGCCUGGAGUGUCAGUGCAAUGGAAGAAGAACAAGCUGCCACUGAGAGCUAACAGCAAGUAUGAGAUCAAGCAGGAUGGCUGCCUCCACCGGCUUCAAAUCAAAGAGCUCAAACUUGAGGACAGUAGCAGCUACACAUGUCAAGCAGGAAGUGCAGAGACCACUGCAACUGUGUCUGUAAAAGAGCUUCCUCCAUUCUUCAAGAAAGACUUGCAAAGUGUGAAGGCUGAGGAAGGAAGUACAGCCUCCCUUUGCUGUGAGCUGUCUAAACCUGGAGUGUCUGUACAAUGGAAGAAGAAUAAGCUGCCACUGAGAGCUAACAGGAAGUAUGAGAUGAAACAAGAUGACUGCCUUCUACAGCUCCACAUCAAGGAUCUCAAACCUGAGGACAGUGGAAGCUACACAUGUCAAGCAGGAAUGGCAGAGACCACUGCAACUGUGACAGUGAAAGAGCUCCCACCAUUCUUCAAGAAAUGCUUGGAAAGUGUGAAGGCUGAGGAGGGAGGUUCAGCCUCUCUGUACUGUGAGUUAUCUAAGCCUGGAGUGUCCAUACAAUGGAAGAAGAACAAGCUGCCACUAAGAGCUAACAGGAAGUACGACAUGAAACAAGUUGGCUGCCUCCUCCAGCUGGACAUCAAAGAGCUCAAACCUGAAGACAGUGGUACCUACACAUGUCAAGCAGGAAGUGCAGAGACCACUGCAGCUGUGACAGUGAAAGAGCUUGCUCCAGUUUUCAACAAAGAAUUACAAAGUAUAGAAGCUGAAGAGGGAGCUACAGCCUCCCUGUGCUGUGAGCUGUCUAAGCCUGGAGUGUCUGUACAAUGGAAGAAGAACAAGCUGCCACUGAGAGCUAACAGCAAGUAUGAGAUCAAGCAGGAUGGCUGCCUCCUCCAGCUCCACAUCAAAGAGCUCAAACCUGAGGACAAUGGCAGUUACACAUGUCAAGCAGGAAGCGCAGAGACUACUGCAGCUGUGUCAGUGAAAGCACUACAACCAACUCCAAAGAUAGAGCCUCCUACAAUAAUGCCUCGAGCAAAGGGCACUGUUUCCAAGCCAACUCCUACUCCAGAGAAUGAGAAGCCUAUUCCUCCAGAGCCCAAAAAGAGAGCUAAUAGGAAAGCAUCUAUUGCAAGUUUAGAAAAAGAUGUGGAGCCAAUGUUUGACCUAAAACAGUCUAUGCUGAGGGAGAAUAAUGAAGACCAAAAGGACAUCCAACUUGCAAGGUUUAUGGAGAAAGAUGUUGCACAGAAUGUAACUCAACUGGAGGGGCACAAGGAGAAAGACACUGAGGUGUACAAGGAGGUUGACAAGACAAUGAGACCUAGGGAGGACUAUGGGGUUGAUAGAGAGGCGGAAGAGCCACCAAUGCCUUUGGAAACAGAGAGAGAAGUUUUCAUGGAGACAAGACUUCAAGGAAGGAAGUUAGAGAGUCACUCAAACAGAAUUCUGGGAGACACUGUACUUGAACAAAAGAAACAGCCACUAAUAUGUCUCGAAAAGGCACAUGAAGUUGAACAGGGGUCAAAACAACUAGGAAAGCCAUCAGAGAAAAGCAGUGAAGUUGAAAGGAAGGAAACCUUUUCAGGAACAGAGCUGUGGAAAAACAGUGUGGAUGAAAAACAGUCUGUGAAACCACUAGAGAAGUUAAUGGGGAAAGAAACAAUGAAGGAACAAGAGAAGUCUACAGUAAAGGUGGGUGAAGUAGACAAAAUAGAAGAGGAACCUUUUAAACCACCAGUAAGAACUAAAGGAAAGGUAACAGGGGGUAAGGAACCACUUAAAUAUGUUCCAAAGGAAACUGAGGAUAUCAGUAUCCAAUCAAUAAAGCCUUCUGUAAAUGAUUCUGAAGAUGACCGUAAACAGAGAGACGAUUUGAAACAGAAAGUGUCUACAGAGGACAAACAGUCACUAGAAAAAACUGAAAAAACUUUAGAAAAAGAGGCUGAAUUCACCCCUCCAAAACCACCUAUAAGGAUAAAAAGCAAAGCAAAGGGGGGAAUGGAAAAGCAAUAUUCAAGGGACACAGAGACAGAUCAGGACGAUCAACAAACGACAAGGGUUGUGGUGAAAACAUCAGAUGCUCAGCCAAUUAAGCAGUCAAUUGGGCCUUUGAAAAAAGAGGUUGAAGUGAAACCAAGAUCCGCGAGGAAACAAUCAGUAACAACAGACUCUGAGAUAGAUGAGAAAAUUAAGCAACCGGUGAAAGCUGCAGAGAAGGGCGCGAACGUCAAACAGCCAUUCAAAAAACCAGUGAAACCCAUGAGGAAAGAACCUGAAGUGGAACAGGAAAUUAAACUGGCGGUUGAGCCAAGGAGAAGGGAGGAAGAACAGCAAAUAAAGAUGACAGAAGAGAUUCCUCUGCUCUACAUUUCUGAAGAUGAAACUUUCUCAGAGGCUUUGACUGAGAUGCCAGCGAUCCUAAGGAAUGUCCAGUCCCCUGGUUCUUCUGUUGACCAAACCUUUACUCUUCCUCCAGUUAUUGUACCCCAGAGGGCCCAACAAGCAAAGGAUGCUACACCAGAGAUUGACAUCAACAUUGAGGAUGAACCACAACUGCAAGAAGCUGCGGUCAAGAUCCAAGCUGCCUUCAAAGGCUACAAAACGCGCAAAGACAUGCGACCUGUCUUUAAAGAGGUGUUUAAGAACCAGAAUGCAGAUCUUCAUAGUACAGUCAGUCUAGUGUGCACUGUAGAGGGAAAACCCAGCGCAGUGCGCUGGCUGAAAAACGGCCAACAAAUCACUAAUGACCAUCGAUUUCGAAUUCAGACUACAGAGAGUGGCGUAUGUACACUGGUAAUCAAAAACCUGACAACCAGUGACAGUGGAAUCUAUACAUGUGAGGUGGUGAAUAAGUUUGGUGUGACCUCCUACAAUGGAAACAUUACCGUAGUACAGCCUCAGAAGCCCACUCCGAUAGUCCAGAAGCCUGUACACCCACCCCUUGCAGCCAUAACUCCUUUGCAACUCGCCCAGCCAAAGCCUGAGGCCCAGGCCAAAACACAGGCUCAGAAUCUUCCUGAGGCUCAAAUCCAGAUACCCACUACAGCUACAGAUGCUGCAAACUAUGUAGAAAGUGUGAGUGUCUCUUUGUGGGAGGCCUACAACAUGACGGAGCAGCAGGAUGCUCCGAAGAGACUGAAAGAGAGGAGAGGAUCUUCAAUCAUUGCUGCCAGCUCAAUGUCGAGUCCCUCUGAUUAUGACACAGCUCCGGAUAUGAUGGAACCUGUUGAGACGGGCCCAGCUGUACCAAGGGAAGUGACAAAAGCAGCAGAGCAAGUUCCUGUAAAAGAUGAUAAGGAACAGAAAGCUCCUCUACAGCCUCCUAAAAAACUACUGAAAAUCAAAGGAGCUCAUGAAGGUAGACUGAGGACACCAUCUCCUAAACACCACCGUGCUCACACACCCUUAACUAGUACUGUUUCUGGAUCUGAGUCAGAUGGAGAAGAAGAUAGACGAGAGACAUUUGAAAUGUAUGUGGCUCGAGCUGACUGCAGUCCCAUCAGUGGAAAUAGGGACAGUUUUAUUCUGAAGGAAGGUCAGUUUAUAGAGGUCCUGGAUUCUGUUCAUCCUGACAGAUGGUUGGUGAGGACCAAACCCACCAAAACCAACCCUGCUCGACAGGGAUGGAUGUGUCCAGCCUACCUGGAGAAGAAGAGAAAGGAGACCCUCCCACAAUUGAGAGCGCCUCAAGAGGAUCUUGAUGGAAUUGGGUCCACAGGAGAAGAGUACAGGAGAGCUCUGAGCCAACUGAUCCAAGGCCUGAUUGAUGGAGAAGAGGAGUUUGUAAAGGAGAUGAAGAUGUUCACCUCUCAACAGCUAAAUUAUUUGGACUCCAGCCACCACAUCCCCAUUAACAUCCUCAACCAAAAAGAGAUCAUUUUCAGGAAUAUCAAGGACAUUGUGUUUUUGCAUGAGAGGUCCCUCCUUCCCGGUCUGAGAGAGUGUGCCACAGACGACGAUGUGGCCAUGCAUCUGAUCAAGCACAAUGAGGACUUUGAGAAGUAUCUUCACUACAUGGUUGGACAAGCACAAGCAGAGGCCUGCCUUAACGACAAGACUAUCCAACUGUAUUUCAAGGAGUUAACAGAAUCUGGUAAGCCUGAGGCUCCUGUCAUGGAUGUCCUUACCUUCCUCCAGCGACCAGUGGAGAGGAUUCAAACCUACCAGGCUUUACUGAAGGAGCUAAUCAAGAACAAAGCCAAAAGUGGCCAGAGCUGCUGUCUUUUGGAGGAUGCCUUCUCCAUGGUGUCCUGUCUACCAUGGAGGUCUGACAACAUGCACCAGGUGUCCCUGAUUGAGAACUACCCAGCUCCUCUAACUGCACUGGGCGAGCCUGUGCGACAGGGAGUCUUCACAGUGUGGGAGGAAACUCCAGAAAUUAAGACGUCCUCUAGAGGGCAUCAGAGACAAGUCUUUCUCUUCAAGGAAUGCAUUGUACUGUGUAAACUGAAAAGAGACACCAGUAUGAACAGUGACACCUACACAUUCAAGAACAAAAUGAAGCUGAAUGAUGUGGAAAUAAAGGAGACUGUGGGUGGAGAUGAAAAGUCUUGGGGGUUGUGGCACGAGCACAGGGGUUCAUUGCGGAGGUACACACUGCAGGGCCGCUCCUCCCUGGUUAAACUCUCAUGGCUGAAAGACCUGAAAGAGCUACAGCAAAUGUCCAGCCUGCCAACUAACAGCCCACCAGUGUUUGAGUCACUGCUGUCUGACUGCACAACAAAGAUAGGACAGACAAUCAAACUAACCUGUAAAGUCACAGGAUCGCCAAAACCAGUGAUCAGCUGGCUCAAAGAUGGCCUUCCUUUAGAGGAUGACCCCCGUCACAUCAUCACAACAGACCGUUCAGGCACCUGCAGUCUCAUUCUGGAUAGUCUCACUGCAGAGGACUCUGGGCAGUAUGCCUGCUAUGCUAACAGCUCCAUGGGUAGUGCUGGCACUCUGGCUAAGGUUGCAGUGCAGGCUCCACCCAGAUUUGUGUGUCGGUUAGAGAGUGCUUGUCUGAUAGAAGGAGAAGAUAUACAGUUUACCUGCUCCACACUGACUACUCCUUUACCACGAAUCAGGUGGUUGAAAGAUGGCAGAGAGUUAACUGACCAGCAAAAGUACUCCAUCCUGAAUGAUGCUCGUAGUGGGAUCUUGUGUCUGACGGUGAUCAGUGCAACCGAGGCAGAUAUCGGACAGUAUGAGUGUGAGCUCUGGAAUGAGUUUGGCUGUGUCAAGUGUAAAGCAGGGCUGUGCCCCGCUUAUGUACUCCCGAUUGAGAUUGAGAACGACCAACCACAGGACUUACCUCCUAAAGAUGCAGACUCAGAGGGCUGGUCCACUGCAUUUGUGAAGAAAUGGUUGCAGACUGAUUUCAGCCCCACUUCUAUUGCAAAGAUGCUCUUCCCUCCCGGACAUCCGGAACAAGCUGAGUGUAGUACUGAAGAGGCUGUUACUGCCUCCACAUCCAUGGGUCAUCCAGAACAGCAGCCUCUGCGUUACCUAGAGGAUGAAGAGGAAGAGAUCUACAUCUCAGAGUCAAUGCAGGAAAUUACAGAUGCUCCUCCCUCCAUCCAAGUACCUGCUGAGGACCUGUGUGUUGAGCCUGGCCAACCAGCUACAUUUACUGCCAUUAUCACAGGAAGACCUACUCCUAAGAUACAGUGGUACAAGGAUGGAGAGCUGCUUGCAGCCAAUGAGAAUGUGGAAAUGAUACAGCAUGGUGCCCGCUGCUCAGCAACCAUAGUGUGCCCUGAGGGUGAGGACAGUGGCAUAUACACCUGCUUCGCCUACAAUGACUCUGGCCAUGCUUCGUGUCAGGCUCAGCUGACAGUGGAUGAAGGUCCACUGGAGCGGCAGGAGAGAGAGGUAGAACUGGGAAAGAGAAGGAAGUUAUUCUCUGUCUAUGAUGUCCACGAGGAAAUGGGAAGGGGAACCUUUGGGGUCGUGAAGCGUGUAGUCCACAGAAGGACAGGUGAAGUGUUUGCUGCCAAGUUUCUGCCAUUGCGGAGCAGCACUCGGACCAGGGCCUUCCAGGAGAGGGACUUGCUAUCCCGUCUGGCUCACCCCAGAGUGGCCUGUCUGCUGGACUUCUUUUGCACCAGACGCACUCUGGUGCUGAUCACAGAAAUGUGCUGUUCUCAUGGACUUCUGGACCAUUUAUUACUGAAAGGAUCAGUCACAGAGAGAGAGGUUCAGUCGUACAUCCAGCAAAUCCUUGAAGGAGUUGGUCACAUUCACAGCAUGAACAUUUUACAUCUGGACAUUAAACCUGAUAAUAUCCUAAUGGUGUAUCCGCCCCGAGAUGAGAUCAAGAUCUGUGACUUUGGCUUCUGCCAAGAAAUAGACACCUCCAGACACCAAUACAGUAUGAUUGGUACACCAGAGUUUGUUGCCCCUGAGAUUGUUCACCUAGAGCCGGUAACUGUGGCCACUGAUAUUUGGUCUGUAGGUGUUAUAGCCUACAUAUGUCUGGUGUGCCGAUGCCCUUUUGCGGGUGAGACGGAUCGUGCUACUCUGCUUAGGGUGGGGGAGGGCACCCUGAACUGGGAUGCCCCUGAUGUCACGUACAGGAGCCCGGAGGCCCAGAACUUUCUCCACAUGCUCCUUCAGCCAGAUCCAGAGAAGCGACCAUCUGCCUUUGAGUGCUUGAGCCACGAAUGGCUUCAGGAUGCACAUGCAGGAGAAGACACAGAUGAAAUAAACACAAGGAGUUUGAAAGCCUUCAUCUCAAAAAGGAAAUGGCAGCGUUCUUUGACUUGUAUUGGGUCAGUUCUCACGUUGAGGCCCCUACCUGAGCUGCUGGACGCUCCUCUCAGAGACACUGCAGUGACAGUACCCCGCGAGCCCCGGGAACACAGCAGCACCUCUAUGAGCAGUGGCUCCUCAUCUGAGUAUGAUGAAGCUGACUCUUGGGACUUUUUCCAGCACUGCAGUCAGACUGAAGAGGAGGAAGAAACCGAGGAGGACUACGAUCCUUUAAUGGAGAGAGCACAGAUCCCCGAGCCUUUUGCCAGACUCCACCUAGAUGCAGAGGAGGAAGAGGAAGUGACAUUAGGGGAGGAAGAGGAUGGGGAGAUGGUAGGAAGGAGGAGUGUACUAGAGCGGAGUCUGAGCAGGCAGUCAGUUGCGUCAUCAGAUAUGUCGUGCCAACAGACACCUCAGAGGGAGCGUAGGUUCAGCAAGGACAGUAGUCCAUCUCUCUACCUAUCUGAUGGGGAUGAGGGUUCGGGAAGUGAUGGAGGUCGUAUCCCUCGAGGUAGCGUCAUUCGGAGCACUUUCUACAGCACCUCCCAUCAGCUGUCACCCAUGUCUGCCAGACACAUGACAUUACGGGACAAAUUCCAGGCCAAAAAGCAGGAGAGAGGCCGUAAACCACUCCGGAGAAGCUUUUCAGGACGUCUCAAUGAGCCUCUUAUUGAAUAUGUGGAGGAUGAGACAGAGACCAAUCGUGGCCAGAGACGGGGAUCUGUCCAGCCUACCAUGCAGAAGUCCUGUUCCUUUGACAGUGGCGUUGGCCUCGCCCACACCAAUGUACCCCCUCACAGGAGGAGCAGGUCUCUUGAUGAGUAUUCUCGUCGAUCUCCCAGCUCACCCAAACGCACAAAGUCAGGUGAAGAAGAAGGCUCUCAAAGUCUGAAGGAAGAUUUCACAGAUGAUGAAGUGGCGGGGAGAAACUCACUGGCCAUCCCGACCCCUCGGCGACCCACAAGGAGAAGAGGCUCUGUCGCUGCGAUACAAGGGGCCUGCAUGCUGGGUGGAUCAACUGUUCCCUCAAGCCUCCUUGCUGGAGACAGAAUGGGGCUGGAUCGGGAGCAGACACAUGGCGACACAUUGGCUGGCUCCCAGGGUUCUCUGGCCGAAUCGUCUAUUUUGGGGCAUGGUGGCUCAGACUCUUCAAGUAGACUCGGCUCCUGUGAGGAGCUUACUCGGGGUCAUCUCAGAGGAAGGUCAGGAGAGAGUGAAGGAUAUGAUGAUCGGGGGGAGCCUCUGAUUUCACCAUCCCCAUGUUCUUUCCACGAAGUGAAACCCAGAAGCUCGUUUCCCCAGGCACCACCGCGUAACCGUACCCGCUCCAACCCCAACUUAUCUGGCAGAGGUCAACCAGGGACUCCAUUAACAGCGAGCCCCAGUCCCAGCCUCUCUUCUCUUCAGGCUCCAGAGAGGCCGCCCAGGGCCAGGGACAAGAAGGAGGGCUAUGGCCUCCAGAGGCAUGCAUCUGCUCCAGCCCUCGAAGCCCGGCCACCUACGGGAAAGUCACCUAAGCUGGGACUGCUGAAGAUCUUCCGCAGGCAGUCCUGGACCGGCCAUUCGUACUCCCAGCUGGAGAACGCAGAGUUAGGACCCACGCUAGGAGAGAUCAUGAAGCCAGAUACCCCCACCAUGUCUCUGAGGAAGAAAAUGAGAGCUUCAGCCUCCAGCUUGACCAAACUGUUUUCCAGGUCUUCUAGUAAGGAGGAUGUUAGUAAAGGAGGACCAAUAGUAAAAGGAUCAGCUCCCGUCCCACCUGAAAGAGAGUGUAGCACUGGUCUUGAGAGUCCAAAAAAGAGAACAUCCAAACUCUUGCCUUCUUUUAAAAUACCCACAUUCAAGAAGACAAAAGAUGUGCCGGUCCGUCCCAACAAAGCUGAAGUGCUCCAGUUAGAGGGAGGUGGAGUCCUACUGGUUUGGAGACCAGUCCAGUCUAGCGACCCUGUCACCUACUGUGUGCAGUAUUGUACAGAUGGUGGGCAAUGGACGGUCCUGUCAGAGGAGGUGACAGACAGCUGCUAUGUGGUGAAGGAUUUACCCAGAGGAGCUUCUUAUGUGUUCAGGGUGGGCUGCAUCACCAAGACAGGAGCAGGACCUUUCAGUGAAGCAUCAGCACCUGUUGUUAUGGCUACUCAUCCUGAAGAGACUCACAUUCCUCUCAUCCAGACUAAGUCACUGGGGUCAAAGGUCAUUGGCUCUGAGCAACAGACAACACAGAAGAACUACAGUUUCCUCUCUGAGAUCAACAGGGGUCGUUUCAGUGUAAUAACCCUGUGCAGGGAUGUUGAGACCAGCCAAGUGUUUGCUGCCAAGAUCACCCCUUACCAGGCACAGCAGAGACAGUUAGUGCUGAGGGAAUACCAGCUGCUGAGGAGGCUUCAUCAUCCCCACCUGGUGCAGCUGCACACUGCCUACAUCACCACCUGCUACCUGGUGUUAGUGGAGGAGCUCUGUCCGGGCAAGGAGCUGCUCUACAGUCUAGCAGUGAGAGAUCUGUACGCAGAGACUCAUGUCGCAGAGCUGCUGGUUCAGAUUCUGAGUGCAGUCGACUACCUUCACAGCCGUCGGGUCAUCCACCUGGACCUGAAGUCUGACAACAUGCUGGUUGAUGACUGUAACCACCUGAAGCUAGUUGACCUGGGCUCGGCUCAGUCCUUCACACCCGGUCAACCUCUCAACAUCGAGCACAUCCAUGGCCUGUCAGAGAGCAAAGACUGCCGCAGCAAAGUUUAUAUUGUGCUUCCUAAAGCUCCGGAAAUCCUGGAAGGUCAGGGUGUCGGGCCUGAGACUGACGUCUGGGCUAUUGGAGUUCUCUUAUUCAUCAUGCUGAGUGCCGACAGCCCGUUCCAUGCAGAGCUCAGCUGGGAGCAAGACAGGAAUAUCAAAAAAGGGAAGAUUCAGUUUGGACGCUGUUACCCCGGUCUGUCAGAGGGAGCCUUAAACUUCAUGAAGAGCAGCCUGAAUAAUAAAUCCUGGGGGAGACCCACUGCUGCCGAGUGUCUCCAGAACCCAUGGCUGCGUGGCCAUCGUGCCCCACACAAAGGCCGACACUCCAAAGUGUGUUUCUCCACAGACAAGCUUAAAGAAUACCUCAAGCAGAAGGAGGAGAAACGAGACCAGGUCCGCACCAAGCUUCAAGGUCCCUUCUUCCAGUAAGGCAACACUGUGGGGGGUUUCUUCCACCAACUUUGCAGCUUUAUAACCAGCACAUUUAAUUUCAGCUGAAUGUUUCCUGUGUGGCUCUUUUCUGGCUAGCUGGAGCCAGGUCAGAUUUUUAAAUCAUUUUAGAAUCCAUCAAUUUUGAAAAUGUGAUGCGUCUUAAUGAGUUUUCAGAGUGUUUCAAAGCGUAUUUAUCUGUUUGUAUAUGUGAGUGUGCUGCAUUUUUUGCGCUUUGGUUUAAAUGGAAACAUAUCAGGGAUAAGGUUUAGUCUAUGAGUUGUAAAAGAGAAACUGUUGCUUUGCACCUCAGUAUCAGACAGAUGCACGUUUGGCCUUAAAGUGAAAACUAUUUUCUGUUUCUUCUUCACACAGAAAGCAGAUAUUUUUCUGAGUGAUAUAUUUUAUUUUGAAAUGUACACGUUUUGCCUUAAAGAUGCAAUGUAUAAAUGGGAACUUGAUUGGAUUUACAGGUUUUAUUAGAUGCUUUUAAGUUUCAUAAUACUUAAUACUUAUAUUAUAAGUUAGUGAAUGAAAGAUUAAUUAAAUGGCACAAAAGUGGUCAGUCAUUGUCCUCACA